Symphalangus syndactylus (siamang) is the source of this 5413-nucleotide messenger RNA. It is a transcript of the gene PCYOX1, whose product is annotated as prenylcysteine oxidase 1. Gene Ontology annotation, molecular function: prenylcysteine oxidase activity. The record is from RefSeq and is a predicted model, not a curated record. Gene Ontology annotation, biological process: prenylcysteine catabolic process; prenylated protein catabolic process. Lineage: Eukaryota; Metazoa; Chordata; Mammalia; Primates; Hylobatidae.
GGCGGAGCGCGCAGCCGCGCAGCGGUGGGAGGACUGCGGGGCUCUGGAGGCCAGCUGCAGAGCUUGUGGAGGCCAUGGGGCGCGCCGUCGCGGAGCUCGUCUCCUCGCUGCUGGGGCUGUGGCUGUUGCUGUGCAGCUGCGGAUGCCCCGAGGGCGCCGAGCUGCGUGCCCCGCCAGAUAAAAUCGCGAUUAUUGGAGCCGGAAUUGGUGGCACUUCUGCAGCCUAUUACCUGCGGCAGAAAUUUGGGAAAGAUGUGAAGAUAGACCUGUUUGAAAGAGAAGAGGUCGGGGGCCGCCUGGCUACCAUGAUGGUGCAGGGGCAAGAAUAUGAGGCAGGAGGUUCUGUCAUCCAUCCUUUAAAUCUUCACAUGAAGCGUUUUGUCAAAGACCUGGGUCUCUCUACUGUUCAGGCCUCUGGUGGCCUACUGGGGAUAUAUAAUGGAGAGACUCUGGUAUUUGAGGAGAGCAACUGGUUCAUGAUUAACGUGAUUAAAUUAGUUUGGCGCUAUGGAUUUCAAUCCCUCCGUAUGCACAUGUGGGUAGAGGACGUGUUAGACAAGUUCAUGAGGAUCUACCGCUACCAGUCUCAUGACUAUGCCUUCAGUAGUGUCGAAAAAUUACUUCAUGCUCUAGGAGGAGAUGACUUCCUUGGAAUGCUUAAUCGAACACUUCUUGAAACCUUGCAAAAGGCCGGCUUCUCUGAGAAAUUCCUCAAUGAAAUGAUUGCUCCCGUUAUGAGGGUCAAUUAUGGCCAAAGCACGGACAUCAAUGCCUUUGUGGGGGCAGUGUCACUGUCCUGUUCUGAUUCUGGCCUUUGGGCAGUAGAAGGUGGCAAUAAACUUGUUUGCUCAGGGCUUCUGCAGGCAUCCAAAAGCAAUCUUAUAUCUGGCUCAGUAAUGUACAUAGAGGAAAAAACAAAGACCAAGCACACAGGAAAUCCAACAAAGAUGUAUGAAGUGGUCUACCAAAUUGGAACUGAGACUCGUUCAGACUUCUAUGACAUCGUCUUGGUGGCCACUCCAUUGAAUCGAAAAAUGUCCAAUAUUACUUUUCUCAACUUUGAUCCUCCAAUUGAGGAAUUCCAUCAAUAUUAUCAACAUAUAGUGACAACUUUAGUUAAGGGGGAAUUGAAUACAUCUAUCUUUAGCUCUAGACCCAUAGAUAAAUUUGGCCUUAAUACAGUUUUAACCACUGAUAAUUCAGAUUUGUUCAUUAACAGUAUUGGGAUUGUGUCCUCUGUGAGAGAAAAGGAAGAUCCUGAGCCAUCAACAGAUGGAACAUAUGUUUGGAAGAUCUUUUCCCAAGAAACUCUUACUAAAGCACAAAUUUUAAAGCUCUUUCUGUCCUAUGAUUAUGCUGUGAAGAAGCCAUGGCUUGCAUAUCCUCACUAUAAGCCCCCGGAGAAAUGCCCCUCCAUCAUUCUCCAUGAUCGACUUUAUUACCUCAAUGGCAUAGAGUGUGCAGCAAGUGCCAUGGAGAUGAGUGCCAUUGCAGCCCACAACGCUGCACUCCUUGCCUAUCACCGCUGGAACGGGCACACAGACAUGAUUGACCAGGAUGGCUUAUAUGAAAAACUUAAAACUGAGCUAUGAAGUGACACAGUCUUUUUUCCCCUCCUAGUUCCAAAUGACUAUCAGUGGCAAAAAAGAACAAAAUCUGAGCAGAGAUGAUUUUGAACCAGAUAUUUUGCCAUUAUCAUUGUUUAAUAAAAGUAAUCCCUGCUGGUCAUAGGAAAACACAUGGUUCUAAUUAAGUGUGAAGGUAUAGCUAUUGCACUUAUGCCAUCUCCAAAAUUUCUUAAGUAUUCUUUCAUUGUCCAUUAGUUUUUCUUAAACUUGUCUGAUAAUAAGAAUCACCUGGAGUUAGGAGGUGGCGGUUGCAGUGAGCCAAUCGCACCAUUGCACUCAAGCCUGAGCAACAAGAGCAAAACUCCGUCUCAAAAAAAGUAAAUAAAAAUAAUCACCUGGAGUUUGUUAAACCAUAUGGAUUCUCAAGCUCCUCUCUUGAAGAUUCUGAUUCAGUAGGUCUGGGGGUGGGGCCCUGAAUUUUGAUCAAAAUUGUAGAGCAUUUUAAGGUGAGUACCUGAGGGAGAACUUAAAAGACAUCUUAGUUGGGGAGUAGUCCUUUUGAAUUUUACAGCUAGAUAUAAUCUUCAGUCAGAUAAAAUUUAUGGGAGCUGGUGUCUUAUGCCUGACUCUUAGUAAUUUCAUACCGGUUUGAAGUACGUGUGCCCAUGCCUAAAGCCUUGACUUUCAGAAUGUUGUCUUUCGAUUCUUCUGUCUUGAUUUGAUUAGGGGUGAAAUUUAGAAGUCUUAGAAUGUAACUUGAAGAUGUUAAACAAAAAUCUCAAGUAAAAUGAAAAGCAAAUAUGGGCUACUGAAUUAAGAAACUGGCAUUCUAUUAUUAAAUCCUCACUUCAGGAGCUUUUAAAAAUAUUGAGAGACCCCCAUAACCAGAGAUUCAGAUUCAAAGACUGAGGAUAGGACCUUAGCAUUGUAGCUAUUUAAAGUUUCUAAUGUGCACCCAGGGUUGAGAAUCACCAGUGUGGGUGUGAAAAUGCCUACAAAGGGUUUUAGUGCCUUAGAAGUCCUAAGAAACCCAAUCUGUAUCAAAGCAGAUCCAUUUUGCAAGGAUCUUUCUCUUAGUUCUUUCUCUUAGUAAGAACUUUAGAAGUAAUCUUGAUAAUAAGAAGCACAGACAGCCUAACAGCAGAGGCAACUUAAAUAACUCCUGAGCAGUUGGCACUAGAACAGAAUACUUGGAAUGACACCAAAGUUAGCCAAGUCCAGCAUAUGUCCAAAGAGUUAAGUGUUUCAUUUACUUUAGCAUUCUGGGUGAGAAAUUGGUUGCUGAAAUCUUAAGACAGUGGCUGUCAACCUUGGCUGCACAUUGGAAUCACCUGUAGGGUUUUAAAGCAUCCAAAUGGUAAUUAACAGGCAGCGAAACUUGAGAACUAGUUCUGCAUCUACUGUACAAAGAUCAUGAUUAACUGUCAAGACACUGGUAGAACAGAACAAGCAAAAGAUUAAGAAUUCAAAAGUAAAUGCAACCAAUUUAACAUGUAGUGUUAUUAAAAAAUAAAAAGGCCUAGACCAGCCUGGGCAACAUGGUGAAACCCCAUCUCUACAAAAAAAUUUUUAAAAAGUUGGCCAGGCAUGGUAAUGCGCGCCUGUGGUUCCAGCUGCUCAGGAGGCUGAGGUGGGAGGAUCACUUGAGCCUUGGAGGUCAAGGCUGCAGUGAGUCAUGAUCAUGCCACUGUACUCCAGCCUGGGCAACAGAGACCAUCUCAAAAAAAAAAAAAAAAAAAAUCCUUCCAUUGAAUAGAAACUUAGUCUAUCAGAUCAUGGCAUUAGCUACUUUAGCAAAAUAGUGUAAACUUUGGUUCUGAGUAAAAAUGACUACUUCCCUACCACAGUUGUGAAUGUUAAUAUGCUGAUAAAACUGCCAAGAUAUAUUUGAUAGGUAGGGGAUUAAACUCAUGAUUUGUCAAAAGGGUUUUUUUUUUCUAGUUUUAUUCUUAACAGAUACGUUGAGGUAUUCAUAUUUGUUUCCUUUUGUGGUUUUAAUGAAGACAAUUUGUAAGUAAUACUGUUAUGUAUAUGCUAAAUAUUGGUACAUACUAAUUAAUUCCUGUCAUUUGUAGACUUGUUUUGCAAUGGGAUAUAUUUUUACUUAUAAUACCAAUUUAGGCUGGGCACAGUGGCUCACGCCUGUAAUCCCAGCACUUUGGGAGGCCAAGGCAAACGGAUCAUGAGGUCAGGAGAUCAAGACCAUCCUGGCCAACAUGGUGAAACCCCAUCUCUACUGAAUAUACAAAAAUUGGCUGGGCAUGAUGGCACAUGCCUGUAAUCCCAGCUACUGUAAUCUCAGCUACUUGGGAGGCUGAGGCAGGAGAAUUGCCUUAACUGGGAGGCAGAGGUUGCAGUGAGCCGAGAUCGCACCACUGCACUCCAGCCUGGCAACAGAGUGAGACUCUGUCUCAGGAAAAAACAAAAAAAACAAACACCAAUUUAGGCUGGGCAUGGUGGCUCACGCCUGUAAUCCCAGCACUUUGGGAGGCUGAGGCAGGUGGAUCUCUUGAGGUCGGGAGUUUGAGACCAGCCUGGCCAACAUGGUGAAACCCUGUCUUUACUAAAAAUACAAAAAUUAGCCAGGCAUGGUGGCACGUGCCAGUAAUCCCAGCUACUUGAGGGGCUGAGGCGUGAGAAUCGCCUGAACCCUGGAGAUGGAGGUUGCAGUGAGCAGAGAUCGCACCACUGCACUCCAGCCUGGGCAAGAGUGAGACCGUGUCUCAAAAGGAAAAAAAAAAUUAAAAAUGUUGCUGGUAUUACAUCAAACCCUACUCUGGAUAAAUUUUCCAGUAGGGCAUCUGAAAUUGCUUUGGCAAAACCAAAACACGUUAUCAAUACACCAAGGACAUUAAGUAGUUUUAAUGCAACUACAGUAUUGAGUACUUUUUUACGGGAGAAAAAUUCUAGCAGAACCUGCUAACUCCGGGCGCAUUAGGUAGUUUUAUGCAACUAUAGUAUUAAGAGUUUUAUUGGAAGAAAAGACACUGUCAGAGCUCGCUGAUCCAGACCACUCUUUUUUUUUUUUUUUUUUUUUUUAAUAGAAGAGACUGGUAAAAAUGAUGCAGGGGCUGAAUGAAAGCCAGCUGUGCUCCAGCGGUUCUGAGUCGAGCAUGCAUCAGUUACCUUAAGGGCUUGUUAAAACAUUGCUAGGCUCCAUCCUGUUUAUUCAAUAAGUUUGUUGUGGGAUAUAAGAAGUUGCAUUUUAUUAAGUUCCCCAGUGAUGCUGCUGUUCUACUAUAGGAACCACACUUGAACUAGUUCUACAAUUCAGCUGUAUGUUUGUUGUAAAAAAAAAAAAAAGAGUCAACGAAGAUUUACAAAGAGCUGCUGAAAAAUGGAGUAACACGUGUAUGGGAUUUCACAUCAGUUCUCCUUAUUGUGAUUGUUAGUUUGAUCCCUCUUGUUGUAAACAUUUUCUAUAAUUAGGAAAUGCCAUUUAAGAGAGAGAGAGGUAUAUAUCUAUGAGCCAUUGUACUUGGUGUUUUACAAUAACUUUACUAUACUUGUGUGUAUUUCGUUCUGUACAGUUUAUAAGUGAUUCAUGAUUUGCAGGCUUUUUAUCAUCACAAAAAAAUCAGCCUUAAGCAUUUGCUUGGUAAGGUUUCAUAAGAUUAGGUUUAUAAUACAAUCAUCUGUAAUGUAUCUCUCGUUUGAGUUUGUAGGCCAUACAAUUCAUUAACUAGAUGAAUACAUUGUGGACAGCAUCCUUGCUACCCUUCUCUACUCACAAAGAAAGAACCAUGAUACACUGGAAUGUUUUUCUCUGGAAUCCUCUUUCUACUCUUGUAUUAAAAUUUUUCCCCACUUCAUGAUUAUGUUCAAAAUAAACAACUACAUCAUUA